Molecule: messenger RNA, 610 nt
Organism: Tilletiaria anomala UBC 951
Lineage: Eukaryota; Fungi; Basidiomycota; Exobasidiomycetes; Georgefischeriales; Tilletiariaceae
Exons: 2
Coding region: 154-393 (79 amino acids)
Source: RefSeq, a predicted model, not a curated record
AUUGCGACGUCAUAUCGAGCUUGUGCACAGUCUGCCCAUCAUCGCCACCAGCAGCGGCAUUGAGUCCUAAUAUUGAAGAAUAUCAGAUCCCGUUCCACUCUCGCUUCGAGCCCCCACUGCCGGAGGCCCGUUCGCCCGUGCACGGUACGCACCAUGAAGCCCUAUAUGGUUAUCUUUAGAGACGGCGCGCCGCAGGCCUCGAUCGACGCGCAGAUCGCCGACAUCGAGGGCAAAGGCGGCAAGGUGACGCACAAGUACAACAGCAGCAUCAUGCGCGGCUUCGCCGCCACUAUACCCGACGAUCAUGCGCAGACGCUCCGCGCCGUCUCCGAGGGCGGCAAGCACGAACACAUCGAAUACAUCGAGCCAGACUCGGAGGUGCGGACGCAGUAGACGCGCUUGAGCGGGAGCCACACAUGGAUGAAUACAUAUGAUGUGCCAUAAGACUGUCUCUACUUUUUCCUCUGCUUAGUGCUGAAGUACAUAGGAAAUUGGCCGAUCCGCCGCUAGUAGAUCUCCGCCAUUGCCAGCGCAACCGUAGCCGUCCAGCCAGUGAACGGAUGCGCGCGCUGCCCGUGGCCCGUCGUCGCGUUAUACUGCUCCCACGUCC